Fusarium falciforme is the source of this 3891-nucleotide messenger RNA. RefSeq lists its product as hypothetical. Gene Ontology annotation, biological process: transmembrane transport. The record is from RefSeq and is a predicted model, not a curated record. Gene Ontology annotation, cellular component: membrane. Lineage: Eukaryota; Fungi; Ascomycota; Sordariomycetes; Hypocreales; Nectriaceae. The coding region runs from base 1 to 3891 and encodes 1296 amino acids. Gene Ontology annotation, molecular function: ATP hydrolysis activity; ABC-type transporter activity; ATP binding. The transcript has 4 exons.
AUGCGUAGUUUGGAGCUUGACUCAGCGGCGGUUCUACAUUACACAGGCAUCCCUCACAGAAUCAUGGCUAAACACUUUAAAGGCGAACUCAUCUACAAUCAGGAAGUGGACGAACACCUCCCAUACCUGACAGUCGGACAGACGUUGGAGUUCGCCGCAGCCAUGCGCACGCCACGGGCUCGUCUCCCACGCAUAACCCGAAAAGACCGGAUCAAGCAUGUCGUGGAAGUCAUGCUGACAGUAUUUGGCCUGUCGCACACUCGCAACACAAUUGUGGGAAAUGAUUAUGUGCGAGGCGUCUCAGGCGGCGAAAGGAAGAGAGUCUCGAUUGCCGAGACUGCUCUCUCUGAAGCUGCUAUAUCCGCAUGGGAUAAUUCUACUCGCGGCCUUGAUGCCGAAUCCGCCCUACAUUUUGUUUGUCGGCUGCGCACCCUCUCUGACCUAACCCAAUCCGCCAACGCGGCGGCGAUUUACCAAUCUUCCCAAGCCAUAGUAGAUCUAUUCGACAAGAUCUUAGUGCUGUACGAAGGGCGGGGAAUCUACUUCGGCCGUGCUGCGUCAGCCUCAGAGUACUUUGAACGGAUGGGCUGGCAACGUCAUGCGAGGCAAACAUCGGGAGACUUCCUGACUGCAAUCACCAACCCAGCGCAGAGAAUAGCGAAGGAAGGGCACGAAAAUCUCGUGCCUAGAACGCCUGAAGAAUUCGAAAAGUAUUGGCAUGGAUCGCCAGAGUAUGCUUCUGUUCUAGAAGAGAUUGAGCAGUAUCAAAAAGAUUUCCACUUAAAUUGGGAGGCGACCCAGAGAGAAUUUGAGUCGAUCCGUCACAAGCUCAAGGCGAAGGGGAUGUUGGGCAGAGCUGCACAGACAGUCUCGUUUCCGAUGCAGACCGCGCUUUGCGCCAAAAGAGCGACCCAGCAGCUUUGGAACGACAAAGCCUCGACCUUCACGACGCUGAUUGGGGAGAUUAUCAUUGCGCUUGUGGUGGGAUCAAUUUUCUACGGCACUCCAGAAACUUCUGACGCCUUCUUUUCCUACGGAUCCGUUCUCUUCUUCUCGGUACUCCUCAACGUCCUGAUGUCCAUCACGGACACCCAUAACCUAUACAAGGGUCGCUCAGUCGUCAGCAAGCAAGCGUCAUAUGCCUUCUACCGGCCGUCAGCAGAUGCGCUUGCUAGCGUCCUCGUUGACAUCCCCGUCAAAUUCGGAGUUGCCAUAUUCUUCAACAUUAUCCUCUACUUCCUAUCCGAGCUUGCGUUGACGGCUUCUCAGUUCUUUAUUUUCUUCCUUUUCGUCUUCGUGACGACCUUGGCGAUGUCUAUGGUGUUCCGCACCAUCGCCGCAGCAACUGUGACCCUCCCCCAGGCCAUGGCAAUUUCUGGCUUCCUCGUUCUUGCACUGAUCACAUACACCGGCUUUGUCCUCCCUGGCCCUUAUAUGCAUCCCUGGUUCAAAUGGAUCUCGUAUAUCAACCCACUCUCUUAUGCCUUCGAGGCAUUGCUUGUUAACCAAGCACAUGGGACCAACUAUCCCUGCUCCAAUUUGGUGCCUCCUUACCCGAACCUAACAGACGACACGUUUAUUUGCCCGGUCCCUGGAUCUGUAGCCGGGGAGACUUACGUGAACGGGGACGCCUGGUUCGAGACGAGCUACGACUAUAGCUACUCCCACUUAUGGCGCAACCUGGGCAUUAUUCUCGGAUUCUUGUUCUUCUUCCUGUUCACAUAUCUGCUGGCCUCUGAACUUAAUGUGAAUUCCUCCACUGGCCCGGAUGUCCUUGUCUUCCUGCGUGGCUGCCUCCCCACCACCAUGGCACAAACCGACUCGAAGCUCAAGGGCAGAGUUGACGCCGAGCGGCCACUGGUGGUCAGCAGCGCACCGCUUGAGGUAGACGUGAACGAAGCGACAUCAAUGCAAGUAGAUCGGGAAACGUUGUCAUGGAGGAAGGUGAGCCUCGACGUCAUGAUUAAGGGCAAUUCGAGGCGGCUACUGGAUAAUGCGUGCGGCUGGGUGAAACCGGGCUCUCUAACCGCCUUGAUGGGGGUGUCGGGGGCGGGGAAAACGACGCUUUUGAACGCUCUAGCCCAGAGAACACCUUCUGGUGUCGUACAAGGCGAGUUUUACGUGGACGGGAAGCCCCUCCCGGCGUCGUUCAAGAGCGACGUUGGUUAUGUCCAGCAGCAGGAUGUGCACCUCGAAACGUCCACUGUACGUGAGGCCCUACGGUUCUCGGCAAUGUUAAGGCAGCCCCUCAACGUACCAAAGAGCGAGAAGCUUGCCUUCGUGGAGGAAAUCAUACAUCUUCUUAACAUGGACGAUUUUGCCGAUGCCGUCGUCGGGUUGCCAGGCAAAGGGCUCAACGUCGAGCAGCGCAAGCGACUCAGUAUUGGAGUCGAGCUUGCUGGCAAGCCGUCCCUGCUCCUGUUUCUCGACGAACCUACUUCCGGACUCGAUAGUCAGUCAUCCGAGGCUAUCCUGGCUCUACUCCGGAAGUUGGCGGCCGGGGGGCUGGGCAUCCUGUGCACCAUCCAUCAGCCGAGCGCGAUGCUGUUCCAGCGGUUCGAUCGACUGCUGCUGAUGGCACGGGGCGGGAAGGUCGCAUACUUUGGGGACAUCGGAGAGAACUCGGAGACUGUGCUUCGAUACUUCGGCGACUGUGGACCGAGGAGAUGCGCGGAUGCCGAGAACCCUGCGGAGUAUCUGCUGGAUGUUAUAGGCAAUACGGACACCACGAACCUCGACUGGCCUUGCCUCUGGGGUGGAUCCGCAGAGGCCAAGGAAGUGUCAACUGAACUGGAACGUAUGACAAAGUCUUCCUCCGCGCGAAGACAAGAAAACAGAAGCGAUGUGGUCCAAGCCAGACGGCGCGGCGCCUACUCAGUGCCUCUGCUGUCACAGAUACCGAGCGUCUGUGUUCGUGUCUUCCAGCAAUAUUGGCGAUCACCAACGUACAUCGCGAGCAAAUUCAUGUUGGGAGUUGCAGGCUCAUUAUUUAUUGGCUUCUCCUUCUUCCAGCCCGGUCAAUCCAUCCUGGGCGUCCAGAACGCUACCUUCUCUAUCCUAAUGGUUUGCGCAAUGUUUAGUAGUCUGGUUCAACAGAUCAUGCCAAAAUUCGUCGCUCAGCGAACACUUUACGAAGUCCGUGAGCGACACUCGAACAUGUACUCUUGGGCAGUUUUGAUCCUCGCCAACAUCCUCGCUGAGAUACCAUACCACGUCGUUCUAGGCGUCAUGACCUUUGCAAUCUUCAACUACCCGGUUUUCGGUAUUCGGUCGUCUGAAGACCAAGGACUAGUUUUACUGUUCUUUGUCUAUUUCUACAUCCUUGCCGGGACCUUCGCACACAUGGUGGUUGCGCCCUUGCCUGACGCAACGACAGCCGGCCGGGUGACGACGGUCCUGUUCUCGAUGAUGAUCUUAUUCGCCGGUGUGUUCCAGACCCCGACAGCUCUGCCAGGUUUCUGGAUUUUCAUGUACCGCGUCUCGCCGAUGACGUAUCUGGUUGGCGGUGUCGCUGUCUCAGGGCUUUCAGGGGACCCCAUCGUUUGUUCACAGUCCGAGCUUGCCGUCUUCCAGCCCCCGACCGGUGAAACUUGUGGGACAUACAUGCAGCCAUAUCUUGAGCAAGGUGCUCCGGGAACGCUACUCAACCCGGACGCCACCGCCCACUGCUCUUAUUGUCCUCUACGAUAUGCCGACCAGGUCUUGGCUCGCUCGGGUAUGUACUAUGACGAAAGAUGGAGGGACUGGGGGCUCGGUUUCGCUUACAUAGCCUUUAAUAUCGGCGCUGUGUUUGUGUUAUAUUACUUGUUCAGAUUGAGAGUCUGGGGCAGAGGGAUUAAAAAGAUCGCUGAAAUGAUUCGACAAAAGACUGGACGAAAUGCCGGCGGUUAG